CGUCUCUGUGGCCGGCCGCUGUGCUCCGCCCGCCGCCGCUGCGCUGCCCCCGUCGCGGUGAAAAUUCUCCCGCUGUCGCCGCUGCUCGGCCGAGUCGCAGAUUUGUGCCAGCACAUUUCUGGACAUUCUGUUGAACCUUCUCAAGAAUUCAGAGAAACUGCUUGGUGAUCACUGAAAGAAAGAUCUAAUCUCAGGGCUUACGCAGAUUACCUUCACCACCUCAGAACAAUGUCCUAUGUUUUUGUAAAUGAUUCUUCUCAGACGAAUGUCCCCUUGCUACAAGCCUGUAUUGACGGAGACUUUAACUAUUCCAAGCGGCUUUUGGAAAGUGGCUUUGACCCUAAUAUUCGUGACAGCAGGGGCAGAACAGGCCUUUACCUUGCAGCAGCCCGCGGGAACGUAGACAUCUGCCAGUUGUUGCAUAAAUUUGGUGCUGAUCUUCUGGCCACAGAUUAUCAAGGAAACACAGCUCUUCAUCUCUGUGGCCAUGUAGAUACUAUUCAAUUCUUAGUUUCCAAUGGACUGAAAAUUGAUAUUUGCAACCAUCAAGGUGCUACACCAUUAGUUCUCGCAAAGCGCAGAGGAGUGAAUAAAGAUGUCAUCCGAUUGCUGGAAUCUUUGGAAGAACAAGAGGUAAAAGGAUUUAACAGAGGAACCCACUCAAAACUGGAGACCAUGCAAACAGCAGAGAGUGAGAGUGCCAUGGAAAGCCAUUCUCUGCUCAAUCCCAACCUGCAGCAAGGGGGAGGAGUCCUGUCCAGCUUCCGAACCACAUGGCAGGAAUUUGUAGAGGAUCUGGGUUUCUGGAGGGUGUUGCUCUUAAUUUUUGUUAUUGCUUUGCUGUCUCUCGGCAUUGCCUACUAUGUGAGUGGGGUGCUGCCCUUUGUAGAAAACCAGCCAGAACUGGUGCACUAACGGAGCUCGGGAGAUGAGGCACAUGCUGGCGUCCUGACUUCCAAUAUUUGUUCCCAGUGUCUCAAAAAUUUUCUCUUAGUGCAAGGCAGUGAGGGCUGUACAAUUUUUCUUUUUGCAUUGUUAAGUAUUGUAGUCCUUUUAGAAAAACAUCAUUGAACUAACUACACACUAUAGUUGCGUAUACUUCAUCCGAAAGCUACCUCUUACUCAACCUGACUUCUUAGGAAACUACACUGAGGAAAGUCUACAUCCUGAUAAAAUAUGAUAAAAAAAAAAAAAAGGAAAGA
Messenger RNA from Condylura cristata (star-nosed mole), 1202 nucleotides. It is a transcript of the gene ANKRD46, whose product is annotated as ankyrin repeat domain 46. Gene Ontology annotation, molecular function: protein binding. The transcript is spliced from 5 exons. The coding region runs from base 229 to 915 and encodes 228 amino acids. Lineage: Eukaryota; Metazoa; Chordata; Mammalia; Eulipotyphla; Talpidae. The record is from RefSeq and is a predicted model, not a curated record.